Molecule: messenger RNA, 1248 nt
Organism: Exophiala aquamarina CBS 119918
Lineage: Eukaryota; Fungi; Ascomycota; Eurotiomycetes; Chaetothyriales; Herpotrichiellaceae
Product: elongation factor 1-gamma
Exons: 4
Coding region: 1-1248 (415 amino acids)
Biological process (GO): translational elongation
Cellular component (GO): cytoplasm; nucleus
Molecular function (GO): translation elongation factor activity
Source: RefSeq, a predicted model, not a curated record
AUGUCGUUCGGAAAGCUCUACGGCUUCAAGGACAAUGCCCGCUCUACCGCUCUUCUAGCGGUCGCAAAGGAGAACGGCCUCGAUAUUGAGCUUGUCGAAACUCGUCCCCCCAAUGUCAGCACCGACUACCUCAAGCUGAACCCACUGGGUCGCGUUCCCACCUUCGUUGGCUCAAAUGGCUUCACCCUCACCGAGUCGAUCGCCAUUGCAAUCUACUUCACUUCCCAGAACGAGAAAACCACUCUCCUCGGCAAGACGAAGCAAGACUAUGCCUCUAUUGUCCGAUGGCUGUCCUUCUCCAACGCUGAGCUCCUUCCACAACUUGGUGGUUGGUUCCGCCCUCUCAUUGGCCGGGAUCCUUACAACAAGAAGUCCGUGGAUGAUGCAAAGAACGCUGCCCUUGCUGUUCUCAAGGUCUUUGAGCAACACUUCCUUGUCCACACUUUCCUCGUUGGCGAGCGUAUUACACUGGCGGAUCUCUACACUGCCUCUCAGAUCGCUCGAGGCUUCCAAUAUGUCCUUGACAAGGCCUGGCGUGACGAGAAUCCCAACACCACCCGUUGGUAUGAGACCAUUGUCAACCAGCCAAUCUGGAAGGCCAUUAUCGAGGAGCCAAUCUUUGUUGCUGAGGCUGUCAAGUAUACUCCUCCAAAGAAAGACGCCAAGCCUGUUAAGGCUCCUACUCCAGCUGCACCAAAGGCUGACAAGAAACCUGCCAAGGAGGAGGAGGAGGAGGAUGAGCCCAAGCCAGAGGUAAAGGCCAAGCAUCCCCUGGAGUCCCUCUCCAAGCCAUCCCUCAUCCUCGACGACUGGAAGCGAAAAUACUCCAAUGAGGACACCCGAACCGUUGCUUUGCCAUGGUUCUGGGAGCAAUACAAGCCAGAGGACUACUCUCUGUGGAAGAUUGACUACAAGUACAACGAUGAGUUGACUAUGAUAUUCAUGACUUCCAAUCUCAUUGGUGGUUUCUUCAACCGUCUUGAGGCCUCGCGGAAGUACCUCUUUGGUGCUGCUUCAGUCUAUGGAGUCGCCAAUGAUUCAGUCAUUCAAGGCGCAUUCUUGGUCCGUGGCGACGAGGCUCUUCCUGCCUUUGAUGUUGCCCCAGACUGGGAAAGUUACGAGUUCACCAAGCUCGACCCCAGCAAGCCUGAGGAUAGGGCCUUUGUCGAGGAUCAAUGGUCUUGGGACAAGCCCAUCGACGUCAACGGCAAGACCUACGAGUGGGCUGAUGGCAAAGUUUUCAAAUAG